CUGUCCUCCAACAACCUCUUUCUGUUGAUCUUUGACGACUUUCCAGUCGUCCUCCAACGACAUUCCGAUCACCUCCUGGCCAUCCUUCGGCGACGUUCAACUCACCUCCUCGGUCAUCUUCCAAUGAGGUUCCAAUCACCUUUGGUCGUCCUCCGACAAAGUUUCGAUCAACUCCCACUCAUCCUCGAAGACGUUCUGACCACCUCUCAACCAUUCUAUGAUGACCUUUUGGUCAUCCUCCGAUCCCAUUCCGGUCGUCCUAUGACAUUCUCUGGUGGCCUUUUAGCCAUUCAUUGA
Molecule: messenger RNA, 297 nt
Organism: Ilex paraguariensis (yerba mate)
Lineage: Eukaryota; Viridiplantae; Streptophyta; Magnoliopsida; Aquifoliales; Aquifoliaceae
Source: the annotation of a GenBank genome assembly